AUUGUGGGACACAAACAAAGUGCCCCCAAACAGGCUGGAGUGAGCGGAGCGGCAACGGCGGCGGCGCCGGCCCGCACGCGCGCGGCGGCGGCUCCCUCCCAACCUCCCCCUCCCCUCCCCUCAGUCCCCUUCCCCUUCCCCACCCCGCCCCGCUGGGAACACGCGAGCCGUCGCCGCGCUCCCCAAACAACCGCCUGCCUUCGGCCAACCGUCCCCAACGGCCGCCCGCGCGCGGCUCCCGGGCCCCCUCGCUCCUCCCCUCUGGCCCCUCCGAGCGCUGGGGGUGCUUCCCUCCCCGCCUCCUCGCACUCCCACCUCGCGGGCACGCCGGUGGGCUGUGCCGCCAUGCCCCAGCCACAGGCUGCUCACGGGCCUAGGCGCGGCGGCCCGAGAUAGGGGCCCCUGAGCCUCCCGGGGGAGGAGAGAGGCAGCGAGCCGCGCGCUCCGCCCCCUCCCCCCGGGCCGCCGCCGCCGCCGCCGCCUCGCCGCCCCAGCCUGGCGGGAGAAGGAGGAGCAGCAGCAGGCCUCCGGGCCCGGCGCCGCCGCCCGCAGGACAUUUCUGAUUCAUUUGCAUCCUUGAAGAGCAUCUGUAGAAGAGGAAGUAAAAGAUGGGUGUGAAAACAUUUACUCAUAGCUCCUCUUCCCACAGCCAGGAAAUGCUUGGAAAGCUAAAUAUGCUGCGAAAUGAUGGACAUUUUUGUGAUAUCACUAUUCGUGUCCAGGACAAAAUCUUCCGGGCACAUAAGGUGGUACUAGCAGCUUGCAGUGAUUUCUUUCGCACCAAACUUGUAGGCCAAGCCGAGGAUGAGAACAAGAAUGUGUUGGAUCUGCAUCAUGUUACAGUGACUGGCUUUAUACCUCUUUUAGAAUAUGCUUACACAGCCACUCUAUCAAUUAACACAGAAAAUAUUAUUGAUGUUCUAGCAGCAGCCAGCUAUAUGCAAAUGUUCAGUGUUGCCAGCACCUGCUCAGAGUUCAUGAAAUCAAGCAUUUUAUGGAAUACACCCAACAGCCAACCUGAAAAGGGUCUAGAUGCUGGACAAGAAAAUAAUUCUAACUGCAAUUUUACUUCUCGAGAUGGGAGCAUUUCUCCCGUGUCCUCAGAAUGCAGUGUGGUAGAAAGAACGAUUCCUGUCUGCCGAGAAUCCCGGAGAAAGCGCAAAAGCUACAUUGUUAUGUCUCCUGAAAGUCCUGUAAAGUGUAGCACACAAACAAGCUCACCCCAGGUAUUGAAUUCUUCAGCUUCCUACUCAGAAAAUAGAAACCAACCAGUUGACUCUUCCUUAGCUUUUCCCUGGACUUUUCCUUUUGGAAUUGAUCGAAGGAUUCAGCCUGAGAAAGUUAAGCAAGCAGAAAAUACCCGGACUUUAGAAUUACCUGGCCCAUCUGAGACCAGUAGAAGAAUGGCUGAUUAUGUGACUUGUGAGAGCACAAAAACUACCUUGCCUUUAGGUACCGAAGAAGAUGUCCGGGUCAAAGUAGAAAGAUUAAGUGACGAGGAGGUCCAUGAGGAAGUGUCCCAGCCUGUCAGUGCAUCUCAGAGUUCACUGAGUGAUCAGCAGACAGUUCCAGGAAGUGAACAAGUCCAAGAGGACCUUCUGAUCAGUCCACAGUCUUCCUCUAUAGGCUCAGUAGAUGAAGGCGUUUCUGAGGGGUUGCCUACACUUCAAAGCACGUCUAGCACUAAUGCUCCUCCGGAUGACGAUGACCGAUUGGAAAAUGUUCAGUAUCCCUACCAACUCUACAUUGCUCCUUCCACCAGCAGUACAGAACGACCAAGUCCAAAUGGUCCCGACAGACCUUUUCAGUGUCCAACCUGCGGGGUGCGAUUCACCCGUAUUCAGAACCUAAAGCAGCAUAUGCUCAUCCACUCAGGAAUUAAACCAUUUCAGUGUGACCGCUGUGGGAAAAAGUUCACCAGGGCUUACUCGCUAAAGAUGCAUCGCCUAAAGCAUGAAGGUAAACGCUGUUUCCGGUGCCAGAUAUGUAGUGCCACUUUCACUUCCUUCGGGGAAUAUAAACACCACAUGAGGGUUUCCCGGCACAUUAUCCGCAAGCCUCGGAUUUACGAGUGCAAAACAUGUGGCGCCAUGUUCACCAACUCUGGAAAUUUAAUCGUGCACCUGAGGAGUCUGAACCAUGAAGCAUCAGAGCUAGCAAACUACUUCCAGAGCAGUGAUUUCCUAGUACCGGACUACUUAAACCAGGAACAAGAAGAGACCCUUGUUCAAUAUGAUCUUGGAGAGCACGGUUUUGAAAGCAGCUCCUCUGUUCAAAUGCCUGUAAUUUCACAGGUCUCCUCAACCCAGAAUUGUGAAAGCACUUUUCCCUUGGGGUCUCUUGGUGGGCUGGCAGAAAAAGAGGAAGAAGUGCCAGAGCAGCCAAAGACCAGUGCUUGUGCUGAGGCAACCAGAGAUGACCCCCCAAAAUCAGAGCUGUCUUCUAUAACUAUUGAGUAAUUUUGUGAUUUGGCUUCAGUUUUGUUUUUUGGAAAGUGCCUGUGCUCGGUCUUGUACAUUUAAAUUUAAUUUAAUUUUUUAAACAAAAAAAGCCGGGUGGGAGGGAGGGGGAGAUUGGGAAAGAAUUUCCCUUUUUACUUUCUGAGCCCUGAAACUGAUUUUAUUUUUCAUAACUGAGAGAGUGCUUCUGUAAGUACACAAUAACAUAAUGUUGAAACAGAAACCAUGAGACUUAGGGAGAACUGGUUGACUUAAAACAUAUACCAGUUCCUUCUUCCAUUGUUAAAAGUAGGCUAACAACAGAUCAUUAGCUAGAGAGGAAAAUCAGAUGAUUAUUGACCUUCUUGAGAUAAGAGGGUACACGAGAAACUAAUUACUAAACAGCCUGACAAAUGGCCUGAGUAGAUACUUACUGCUGUACACAGGAUGUUGUAUAAUAUUUUGUAAAGCCUGUUGUUUUUGGAAGUAUUUAUGAUAAGCUUUCUUAAAAAUUAUUAGGGUAAAUACUUCUGAAAUCUGGCGUACUUAUUUUUAAGCUUUGUCAUUUCUGUUAUGAUUUUUCAUGGUGAAAUUUUGGUACUGAGAUGGGCAUUCUCUGUACCUCUGUAGUACCACUCCAAAGGUAAAGAACCGUGAUUGACAACAGUAAAGCUGUGGAUGAAAUGACCAGGAACGGAGAAUGAAGUAUGUAAAUCCCAGCUUCAUAGGAACUCUUCUCAUAUUGCUUUUCUGAGUAAAAUCGCUGUUUACCUGGUCUCCGAAUGUUAAUGCCUGACUGUGUCAUUGCCCGGAUCAGUUUUCCCCCUGCCUCAUCAAUAUGUUCUCUUCAUAUAUUGGCGUGCUGCCAUAUAAAGUAGAAAUAUUGGAGAUAUUCUAUAUUUUAUAUAUAGGUCUAUGUAUUGUUGGGGAUGUUUUCAUUGUGCUCUUUUGGACAUAAUAAAGAAUUCUCUGUUGAGGCUACAUUCUUUUUUUUUUUUUUUUUUUUUUUUUUUUUUUUUUUUUUAAAGAGAAUGGCAUCUCACUCUGUUGCCCAAGCUGGAGUAUAGUGGCUAAGUCAUAGCUCAUUGCAGCUUCGAACUCCUGGGCUCAGGCCAUUCUCCUGCCUCAGCCUCUUGAGUAUCUAGGAUUACAGGCACGCUCCACCACACCUGGUUAACUUCAUUUUUAUUUUUUGUAGAGAUGAGGUCUCACUAUGGUGCCCAGGCUGGUCUUGAACUCCUAGGCCAAGUGAUCCUCCUCUUUCGGCCUCCCAGACUGCUGGGAUCACUGCACCGGCCAAGGCUGCAUUCUUAACCCAACUAGAUUGUUUACUGAAUCCCAUAUGACAGCGAUACAUUGUCCUUACAUAUUUUUAGAUAUUGCAGAGUUAGUUAUUAAAAACAGUUACUAUAGUUUUUACGCAACGUAGGCAACAAUGAAAAGAUGGGUAUAGACUAAGAUUUUCAUCUAUGACUUAUAAAUCUGGGAGAAAAAAAAUUAAGACUAAUGAGAAACUGAAAACCUUAAACUAAUGAAUAUUACAUUUCUGCUGCUAAAAAUAUGAAACUUUCUGGUCUGUAGUUGAAAUUUAUAUGAUCCUCUAGACUUGGGUAUACUUUUCAUCUGGUGCCAUUAAAGCAUCUCUAAUAUUGAUCCUAAAUAUUUGUAAGUCCAUGAGCAGUGAACUUUGGAAUAAGGUUCUGUGUAGAUACCCCAAGUUUAAUAAUUAUGAGAGCACCUGAUUUGAUAGAAAAUAGUUCUUUAGUCAAAACACAAGAUCUGAAUUUUGUUCAGGUGCUAGACCAUACUAAAUGUAUAUAUUUUUAAUUAUAGUGAUUUGUUUUUUUAGAUUGGCUAAUUCUGUAAUUUUUUCCCCAAAAACAUGAAGAAAGGAAAAGUAAAUUCCUUAGAACUGUUUUAGGUUAAGAUUCUCUGUGUCUGCCCAUAUUCUGCACUCCUUAGCUUGUUUUCAACUCUUUACCUCACUCAUGAACUUGUUUUUACCCAUUUGCUCCAAACAUAGAUGUGUUCCCUUCAGGAGAAUCAGCAUAUACAGGUUAUGAUAGGAUCCCACCAUUUAUGCUUCUUCACUGAUAGGGUUGCAUUACUUUCUGCAGCAGACUAUAAUACUUCAUAUAGUACUGCUGUGUCUCAACCGGAGAGGUCAGGAAUUUUAAUGUCACAUUGUGGUCUUUGAAAACUGUUAUGCCUAGCAAUAAAUCUCAAAAUUAAUUUUAAAAUCUGUAUUGACAAGAAUAGGUAAAAUUAUGACCAGGAAUCAUUGUUACCCUUAGUUCCAAGAGGUUUUUUGUUUUUGAAAGAGCAAGAGGAAAGAAAAAAGAAGGAAAGAAAUAAAAAUAAAGAAGAGAAAUGUAUAAGAAUGGUUUGCAGAUUUAUUGGUUAAAAGUGUUUUUUAGCACAUCCCCAACCCUGAAAACUUCACAUUGAGAGAGCCAAGCACAAUUUUGGUAGCUCUAAGAUAUUCUGACUGUGUUCUCAGAAUGAGGGAUUACUCAUCACUGGGUAUUCCUUCCCAAGUAGAAACUUUAGAUUUUCACUGGUAAUACAAAUUGCCAAGUUUUAUGGGAAAUCUGAAUAUACUGUGAAAAUGCAAAUCUGGUUAGUUGUCUGCUGCCCAGAUCUUAUCAAUACCAGUAACUAACCAGUAUUUAACAUAAAAUGAUACAAAGGCCUUUUGCUAUUUCAGUGAGGGUACAUUUUUCUUGAUAUAUGUACUUUAAGGAUACUGGAUCUGUUUUAGGAAACAGAUUUGCAAGGAAUAAUUGUAUAUAUAGAAGUAUUUAGAUUUAUUUCAAAUUAAUCUUAGGGAUGCCUAGAUGCAUAAUUUUUACCAGGACAUAUUGAAAAUAUUGCAAAGAGAUAGCCAGUUAUAUUAUCCCAUUCAUUAGAAAUUAUCAGUAUAACUAAACAUAAAUAUUCCAGUUUAGAGUACUUAAACGUAGCUAUCUUUCUUAAGGCCAGUAGGGUAACUUUGUGGUAUCUAAAGGGCUUAAAUUUCAGAAUGCAGAAUAAAUUGCCUUUUUAAAACCAAGCAUUUUAUACAAGAAAAGCUUUUAUUUUCAGUUUUUUAACUACCAAAUAGGUGUGAUGUACUUUAGAAGUAAAGAUGUUCACCCAUGAUAAUGGAUGUUAAAGCUCCUGCAGUUGCUCUUUUCAUGUUUAAAGGGUAUAUUCUAAUAGUGGAAGCAUCAAGCAUGUCAGUGAUUUCAUCUAAUUCUGAAAUAAAGGGAUUCAUAUUGGUCUUUUUUUUUUGGCAUUUUAAGUUUUAUAUAAAUGGAUGCAGACGGAGAUUAUCACCCACAAAUAUAUUUAAAUUGAUUUUUGUUAAUUUGAAUUUCAAGUAAUCUUUUUAUUUCAAGUAAUUAGUUAUGCGUUUAGUUACAUUGCCAGUUUUUUUUUGUAUCAAUUUCAGUAAGACAAAAUAUACUAAAAGGUUUAAAUAGCCUCAUUCAAUCUUACAUUUUGACAUUUCAGCCAUCAUUCUGGCUUACAGUAAUUAGGUCCCCUGUUAUGACACAUGCCCUUUGGUCUUAAUAACUAGCAAAAAAAAAAAAAAAAAAAAAAUUUCGUCUUGUUAAAAUACUUUACCAAAUGAAAUAAACUAGUCCACACAUCUAAUGUCCAUAAUUAUUGGUAACUCAGUUACCUUCUAACUAAUAGGCUGGUUCAGGAGACUCUUCCAGUUUAUUAAUGGUUCCCUUGGGAGCCUUUGGAAGCUGUAUUAAAUCUUUCAGUCUUUUAUUUCUUAUUUUAUUCUCUUAAUCUAAAUAGAGGCCAGUUAUCUAUUUUAUCAGCUUUUACUCUUGAAGAUUCUCAGAUUAUGUUUUAGUCCCUUUUAGCUUUAAUAGUCCUUGAAAAAUAUAUUACUGUAUAAUGUAGUGGCAAUUCUGUAACACACAGAGAAUUAUUCUUAUUACUUGAAUGAAUAAUCCUAAAAUUUUAAUAUUGUAGCUGAAAGAAGUUUGAGAUUUGUGGAAUUGAUGAACAAAAGAAUUAGAAACUUUCAUAUGGUACUUUGUUUCACUCAUCUGCAAAGUAUGAAGUUGAAAUUCUGAAAUAUACAUCCAAGUGAAUGAGAAUUAAAAAUUUUCUAAAUAUUAAUACUAACUGGGAAAAAAAACUAGUGUGAAGUUUACCGUUAGAAGAAACAGACCCAAAGUUGCCAAAACUAUUUAAUGUAGUUUUCACUGUAAGUUACUGAUGUAAGAUGCUUUAUAAUAUAUUUAGAUUUUGAAAGUUAUUGAGAGAUGAAUGUAUAAAAGCUAAGUUUUCUUUUCUGAAGCAGUGAAACAAAAUUGGGGUAACAAGGAAGCUCUAUUGUGGCAAACAUGUCUAUGAGGAAUAUUAAAACUAAGUAUACUCCCACAGGCUUUAAACUCAAAUCACGAGCAUUUAAAUUCAGUCGUUCCUUAUUUUGCCUAUACCCAUUUUUAUCUUUCAGUGUCGUUUUUGCUUGACAGUAUGGUGACAGUAUUUUUAUUUGGAAAGUCCUCACUCAGCAAGAUGAAUUUUAGCCAAAAGCAAUAAUGGUUCAGAUUAAACAAUAAAGUGGAAUUGAUUCAAUCCCAGGCUCAACUAAGAACAGUCACUCUCUGGAUGUUUCAUUUUAGACGAUAGAUAAGUUGAGAUGUUGUAAUAUUUAUGGGGGGUUAAGCCUAUGUCAGUUAUGGGAUGAAGACUUGUAGUACCAGUACCAUCAGUAGUCACACUUUAACUUUUUACUAAACUAAUACAGUUAGACAUUUCCACUCUAUCGUGAUUAUAUUUUUAUGAUGGGAAAAUAAAAACAGUUCCAUGUUUUUAUAGUCUCUGCAAAGAUUUCAGAUGUUAUUGGUAUCUCGGUUUGGCAGUAUCUGAAAAAUUGAGAUUGCCUUUAAAGUGUUUGUGCUACUUUUACUUAAGUAAACCUCCACUGUAUAAGACCCAGGCCGGUUUCACCUAAUACCAAGGUUUCUAUGUGCAUAAUAGUUUACAAAGAACUUAAGAGUAAAGACUAUGGAUUAAAAACAAAAAUUUCUUUAACUUUAAAAUUAUUAGUUUUGUUCAAAGUACCUGGUUUAUAAAGUCAAAUUCUUUUAUUGUUUCCUUUCUCUUUUAAAUUGACUGAUUUUGCUGAUGAAGCUUAAAGUCCCAGGCACAGUUGUGAUGAUAUACUGAUAAAACUGGUGCCUAGUUGUUUGAGGAGCUCCAGUGUCAUGACUUUUAUUAAAUUGCCCUUGUUUUCCCAAAUGCCAAUCUAGCCGUAUUUAGAUUUCAUUAUUCAAUAAAACAGAUUAAAAAUCAUCCCAUAAAUGAAUGUUGAGGUUACCAAAGUACAUCACCUGCUGAGGAAGGAUAAAUCUUCCUGCUUUAAGGGAGCCCCGUCGUCUCUCCUCUUACUACACGUUUCCCUUGGUAUUAGUGGAAGCUGUGUUCUAGAUGGGAAGCCUUUCCUGCAGUUCUUAGAAACACCUGCUUUCUAAAGAGAGCCUUUUCUAGGAUUAGGUUAUGUGUGUUUUCUCUAGGAGAUUUUUUGUUUCAGUUACCAAUUUAAUUUUCAAGUUGACAGAUGCUGUGUAAAGUCUCUCAUACUGAGAGUAGUCCAUUAAAUUGUUGAAAGUUGCACUGCUUUUCAUCUUCCAGGUACCUGAAAUGAAUGACAUCAGGUAUUUGGAAGGAGUAAGAUCAUAAACUGUAUUCAUUUUCUUCCUUGUACAAAGUGAUGACUUCUAAUGCUUAUAUCUCAAGGUAUUUUUUAAAAAAGCAACAGUCCCUAAUAGAGUAAAAUUUGGUUUUGGUCCAAGUUCCCAAUAAUAUAUUUAAUGUUUCUGUUGUUACUGGUGCCUCCUGUUGCAUCAGAUAGAGAUUGCCUGCCUCUUUGUAGGGCACCCUUAUGGCACCUUAUGUCCAACUUGGAGGAUAGUAUAUGGCUUCUUUGUGCCUCUACUAUCUUUUCAAAAGCCAUUUUAUAAAAAUCCUAGGUAGCCUAUUUUAAUAUUUAAAUAUAUAUAUUUGUGAAAGAACUUUUAGAAGACUUUUUUUUUUUACUUUAAAAUUCCUGUAUUUCCAUUUUUAAGAGUAAAUUUAAUCUCCAGGAUUUAGAAGUGUCUUUCCAGAGAAGCAUAAUGAGAAAGUCAGAUUGAGGUAAUAGACCAGAAUUAAGUGAUAGAAAUAACUGUUGUUUGGUUAAAGGACACAGAUUUGAAGGAAAAAAAUUUUGAUGUAACAAUUUUUUAAAUAAAAUUUUUUGUUCUGUAAUGUCAUAUUUGCUGCUACAGUAGCUCAGUAUUUUACAGGGUUAACACAAAUCUGGCUCCAUUUAAAAACUGGAGUACUUCCUAGUGCAGCCAGCCUAGGCAGAAACUGUACACCAUGGUCUUCCAGACGGGUGACUGAUGGCUUUGUGUAGCUGAUGCAUGCUUUAACAUUUGCCUGUAGCCCGGCAGCAAGGAAGUCGGGGGUGGGGGGCUUUUUUAUCCUGCCAGUUAUAGCAUUAGGAUUCUUUCUGGGCACUGGCAUUUUGUGAAACUCUCAAGGGAAGGUGAUGCAGGGGAGAAAAUGUGAAUUAAAUUACAUAGAUGGGUGUUUUUAUGUUUUCUACCCCUUUCCUAGAAUUAGUACAACUCUUAACUGUGCCAGUCCCCAGUUCACCAGCUUUGUAUCCAGUCGUCAUCUCAUUCAAGUAUGGCUUUACUUGGUGACACUGGCCAUAGCUAAGUUACUUGGCAUGUUUGACUUUUGACAAUAACAAAAAUGGUUUUGGAUUUUUGUUUUAUUUCCAAAAAAUGUAUACAAUGUCAGAACUUCACAUUUUGUAUACUAGUAUCUGGCUAUUAGUAUAUUACAGGAACCAUAGUUCUUGGUGACUACAUAUAUAUAUAUAUAUAUAUUUUUGUGACCUUUUUUGUAAACUAAGUGCCGUUUCAACGUUACAAUCAUUUUUAGAGUUAUUGUAAUCAAUGUGAAUAUGUUUUUUCAAAUCUGUUCUGAGCCUAUAGUGUUUGCUUUGUGAACAUAAGUGUAUUGUAUAUAUUCUGUAUAGUUACAUUGUACUGAAAUUAGCUUGUUUGAUAUAAGGAAAAUAUGUAUUGAGUACCUUUUUGCUAGCCUGAUUGUUUAAUCUUUUUAAAAAAGGUUUAAACUUUUUUUAAAAAAAAAAAUCUUUAAACUGGCCUUUAUUACAUGGUCACACAUAAAGUUGCAGUUAUGAAAGGGAUGGGCAGGGAAAAACUAGUUUUGAGUGUCUUUAGAUAGAAACAUGAGACUAAGGUUUGAUUUUGUUUUCGUUUUCUCAUUAAAAUAUCUUAUGCUUUAUGGAAUAAAA
Nomascus leucogenys (northern white-cheeked gibbon) is the source of this 9762-nucleotide messenger RNA. It is a transcript of the gene ZBTB44, whose product is annotated as zinc finger and BTB domain containing 44. Gene Ontology annotation, biological process: regulation of transcription by RNA polymerase II; positive regulation of gene expression. Gene Ontology annotation, molecular function: protein binding; DNA-binding transcription factor activity, RNA polymerase II-specific; RNA polymerase II cis-regulatory region sequence-specific DNA binding. NCBI's taxonomy places the organism in Eukaryota, Metazoa, Chordata, Mammalia, Primates, Hylobatidae. The record is from RefSeq and is a predicted model, not a curated record.